This is a messenger RNA of Maudiozyma saulgeensis, 279 nucleotides long. The record is from the annotation of a GenBank genome assembly. Lineage: Eukaryota; Fungi; Ascomycota; Saccharomycetes; Saccharomycetales; Saccharomycetaceae.
AUGGAACAACAACUGGAACGUCUAAAAAAUGAAAUCAAAUCUCUAGAAAGUCAAUAUGAUAAUUUAAGGGAAGAUUUUAGCAACCUUUCGGCGGCCCAAAACUUAAAUCAAGAAGCAAAUGAUGUUAAGAAACUUCACAUUCGAAGAUUAAAGAACUACAAUGAUCUAAGAGACAUUGGUUUAAGAUUAACUCAAUUGAUUGCCGAUGAUAAAAAAUGCAAAAUGGGGGAAGUCUUUGAAGAAAUGGGAUUUUCAAUGUUGGACGAAAAAUACUCUUAA